GUGUAGAAUUAUAUAUGAUAAUUAAAGAGCUUAAUCAGAUUGAGAAGCAUUUUAAUCAUUGUUGUACGGACACACAUUUGAGGAUAUUUGGGAUUAUUAUAUCAUUAACUAGAUAGGUGUCAACUUGUGUGUAAGAUCAUCACCAAAGGGUCAGAUUCAGAGAUCAGAAUCAAGCAACAAAUCAUAACUCUUCAAGGGGGCUUUUUUUUUUUCUCUUAUCCAAACCAAAAUAUGAAAUAUCUUAAGGAACUUUCCAUCUCCCUUUUGUUUUCUCUUAUUUUUCUAUUAUUUCAUUUUAUUUUAUUUUUUUGGUUUUCCAGCCUCACCCCUUUUGAGUAUGGAUAUUGGAUAGACUACGUAAUCUGCAACUGUCAACUACCACUAUAAAUAAGGAUGAUAAGAGCUUCAACUCCUCAGAAGUAAGCCUCACAUCAUACACAACAAAAUAUCACAGCAACAAUUUUUCUUCGUUUACUUAUCUCCUCCAACUUCAGAUAAAAGCCUUCUUUUAGUAAAAGUUUCAAACUUUGUAGUAACACAUAUACAGCAUUAGUAGUUGUGUAAUUUCUUCCUGCAUUACACUCGCUUGAGCCCGUGUUUUUUCUAUUUGUAUACACGAAAAUCAAUCUGCCUUUUUAUUUUUUUUUCGCUAGCCGGUAAUUUAACUUGUUGAAGCUAAAUGGAUAAGGUAAGAGACUUGGCAUCAAAGAAAGCAGCCGUGAUCUUCACCAAGAGUUCAUGUUGCAUGUGUCACAGCAUCAAGGCGCUGUUUUACGAGCUAGGCGCGAGUCCAGCUGUUCAUGAGUUAGACCAUGAUGUUAAUGGAAGAGAAAUGGAGAGGGCAUUGAGAAGCUUGGGAUGCAAUCCAAGUGUUCCUGCAGUUUUCAUUGGUGGUCAAUUUGUAGGAUCAGCUAAAGAUAUUAUCUCCCUUCACGUUGAUGGAUCCCUAAAACAAAUGCUGAUCGAUGCCAGAGCUAUUUGGUUCUAGCAAAACGUUUGUGUUGUGUCUUUUUUUUUUUCUUUUUUUUUUUUUUGGGGUCUUUAUGUGUGUCUGUGUUUUUAUGUCAACUUUGAAAAGAAGUGAUAGUACCAUGUAUGGCUAAAAAAAGCUGUUAGUAUUUUAGGUACUAUGUUUUUAGUGUUUUUUGUUGUGUCCAGUCAUGCCAAACUUUUAAAGAAUUGGCUCACUGGGAAAAACAAAGGGAAGAAAAGGUCUGCUAUUGUCUUUCCUUUUUGAACUAAAUGUAAGUUGUAUAUCCAAGUUUCUCUGCUGUUCUCCAUAAAUGAAUUCCUCCAU
Molecule: messenger RNA, 1297 nt
Organism: Oldenlandia corymbosa var. corymbosa
Lineage: Eukaryota; Viridiplantae; Streptophyta; Magnoliopsida; Gentianales; Rubiaceae
Source: the annotation of a GenBank genome assembly